Messenger RNA from Panonychus citri (citrus red mite), 2215 nucleotides. Its product is annotated as CAP-Gly domain-containing linker protein 1-like. The coding region runs from base 173 to 1948 and encodes 591 amino acids. The transcript has 2 exons. The record is from RefSeq and is a predicted model, not a curated record. Lineage: Eukaryota; Metazoa; Arthropoda; Arachnida; Trombidiformes; Tetranychidae.
UUUCGAUUAGUCGAAAUUCUUUUCUAAUCGAUUUUUAGCGAAAUGGACCAAUCAGAUCGCGUCUUCUGAAUGAACAUAAGUUAACGUUUUUUUUGUCUGUUACCAAAAUUCAAACUUCAUUUAAUUUUCAUCGUUAUAUUUUCCCUGAUUGUUGCUUUGAAGUCUCAGCAAGAUGAGCACACCGAUCAUUAAGACGCCAUUGCGAGACCGGAAUCGGUCUCAAUCUCAAAAUAACAAAGAGUAUCAUAUUAGCCGUGAACUUAUGGAUAUUAGAAAGAAGCUCAACAAUGAAAGAGCUCGAGCAGAUGAUAUGGAACUUGAAGUUAAAAGUAAGGAUUCUAUUAUUAAAAAACUUCGAGAAGAGCUGGAUAUGGCUAAGAAAAGGGUCCAUUCACAAAAUGACGAGAUGGCUAAUAUGGUUAGCUUGGAUGUUCAUGACAAACUAAAAAGUGAAUUUGAAGUGCUCAAAGUGAAACAAGAAUCUAUUUUUAGUGAUUUAAAAUUCGCCCAAACUCAAGUUAGAGAUUUGGAAGAGGAGCUUCGAUGCUCUUGGGCCAGUAAUCAAGAAUUAAGUGUUAAAUUUGAAGGAGCCAUGAAGGACAUGGAAAAUAUCGCCAGAGAAUUUGUUGAUUAUACUGAUUUGAAAGCUAAAUAUGAAGAUUUAUCGCAAAGGUAUCAAGCCACAUCCAUGGAGAAUGAAGAACUUCAAAAAGCAUUGGAAGCCAUUAAAGAGCAAAGAAAAGAGGAUUUACUAAAUGAAUCUGGACAGUUUAUUCCUCUCGGUGUGGAAAUGCCCGCUUUAGAUGCUGAACCAGUGUCUCUUUUCACCGAAAUUAUGUUGAAAGAUCAAGAAGAGGAAUUAGAGAAAGUUAAAAUUUCGAAUGAGAAAAUGAAGAACGAACUUGAUGAAUUGAAACCUAAGGUUCUCAGUAUGGACCGUUUACAACAAGAAGUGGAAACUUUGAAUGCUCAAUUAAUUCUCACUAAAAGUCGUUUAAGUGACUCUUAUCGUGAUCUCAAAAACUGUAUUUCUAAAAGAGAAGCGGAUAAAAGAAGGUCCGCCGAACAGAUUAAAAAGUUGGAACAGAAAUCAGCUCAUUGGGAGAAAGAAUUAACUUCAUUAAGGAAAACAUGUAAUGAUUUAAUCACACGAAAUGGUGAACUUACCAAAUUGUGUAAUGGCCUCGAAGCCAAAGUUCGGGAACUUUCUCAACAAAAUUCUGUUCUCGAAAGUGAAGUUAAACUGUUGGAUGAAUCUUUUAUGAUGGAAAGACGAACCAAGGAAAGAUAUGCCGAUGAGAAUCGACAUCUAGAGAAAAUGUUACAAAUGGAGCAAAUAAAACUUUCUCAAUCAGUUAUAAUGCCUCCUCCUCCACCUCCACCUUCAUCAAUUUCAUCAGCAUCAUCAUCAUCUUCAACAAUGACAAUCAACAGCAAGAACAAUAACAAUAACCCUCAUCAACUCUCAAACUCUACAAUAAACAAUCAGAACAGAAUUAAACAUAAUGAAACCUUCACCAUGAGUACACCAAUUUUCCCUAAAACUGUUAAAAAAUCUGCUCCUUCCUCUCACUAUGCUUCAUCAUCCAUCUCAUCAUGUAGUUCAACUCGCUCCUCUUUCCAUGAUAUGAGCAAAAAACGACGUCCUCUCCCCCCAGGAACAGGUCGAUCACUUCCUAUGGCGGAUGAAGAGGGUGAAUUCAUGGAUCCAAGGAACCUUGAGGAUCUGAAAAGCGGCCGAUGUCUCUUACCCGAUCCCGAAGAUCCAUUCAAACGUCUCAGUAUCCUUCAAGGUCGCAAUUCCCUCUGUCGACCCCAUUUAAAGUCCUCGUAUCCUGUUGAGAUGCAGGAUAUCAACGUCUCUGAAUCGGCAAUCAGACAAGGAUCAAAUCAACACGAAAGACCAUCAAGACCCAAAGCUGAAGCUUUCACAAUUUCAUUCAAUUGAAAUGAUUUUUUUUUCGUCACAUCAUCACCGGUUAUAGUUUUUCCUUCCUACUUGUAAAUUAUGUCGGUGAUUUAUUAUUAUAAAUAUUAAUUCAAAUCAACUGCUGAUCAAGAAAUUCAGUAAUCAAUUUCUCUUCUUCAUUAGCAGGGGUAUAUAAAUAUUUCCUUCUCUUCCCAAUCAAACCAACAAUCAACUUGAUUAAUCGACAAAAGUUUGUAAAUCUAUUUUUUAUUAAAAAUCUUCGUAUUUGAUUGACACACUUUAAAA